CUGAGUUAAUCACAAGGAAAAACAAAGCAAGAAUGAAGAGUUUACUGAUCCUCAUUGCUUUCUUCAUCAGCUCCAGCGUGGCUCUGAAUUGCCAGCAGGUGCCUGGGAGUCUGAAACAGAUUGAUGCUGGUCUGGGUAUGGUGGUUGGUGUAAACAACAAUAACAACAUCUACAUUCGUUUUGGCGGCACCUGGGUGCAAUUGCCAGGAGCUCUGAAGCAUGUCACAGUUGGCCCGGCUGGGCUAUGGGGAGUGAACAGUGCCAACCAAAUCUACAAAAUAGUGAAUGGAAAUUGGGUGCUUGUUCCAGGUUUGCUUAAGCAGAUUGAUGCAGGAGGUGAUCAGUUUGUUGCUGGUGCCAACAUGAAUAAUAAUGUCUACUGCAUGGGGAGGAAUGGUGCCAUGGGAAUUACAAGCAAUCAAUCACCUGCUCCAUGGGAACUACUGCCAGGAGCCCUCAAGUACUACUCUUGUGGCCCCAUUAGCUGCUGGGGUGUCAAUUCUGCCAACAGGAUUUAUAUAAUGAAAGGAGUGACACCUACUAUUUGCACUGGCACUGGACAGUGGCAGCCUAUCCAAGGCAUCUUGACAAUGAUUGAAGUGAGUGUUGAUGGCAGUGUAUAUGGGGUGAAUCCUCAAGGAAAUGUGUACCGCAGGGAUGGAAUAACUGACAUCAAUCCUGCAGGAACUGGCUGGACUCAGAUGGUGAUAAGUGGAGUAUGCCAGCAUGUGAGCUACGACCUUGGGCAGUUAUGGGUCAUCAAGAAUGGUGGUAGCAUCUGGACCUGUAGCUGAGACCUUUAAAAUGAUCAUUUGUCUUAAAUCACAUCUAGAAAUACUUCUUCUGAAAAACUGCUCUGUAAUCAUUGACUAGAUUUUUGGCGACCCAUUCUGUGUCUUAGUAGAUAUACUAUAAUCAUUUCUCUCUCACUGAUCUUUCGGAACUUCAACACUGACAAUUCUAGGCUGCUCAACUUUUCAACACCUGAUUACUGUACAAUGAUGAGGUCCCAUUAGUCCAGAUAAUCUGCGGUCUCAAUAACUCUGUAGAUCUGCACAGUGACCAGCAUUACAGUAAAUCAAAAUGACUCUAAAUUUCAAGAACUGUCUUUUUCUCUGUGUAUUUCCCUUGGGCAUAAACCCAUUCAUAGUGUACCUUAGUAAAAUAAAGCAUAUGAUUUAAAAGCA
Molecule: messenger RNA, 1187 nt
Organism: Polypterus senegalus (gray bichir)
Lineage: Eukaryota; Metazoa; Chordata; Cladistia; Polypteriformes; Polypteridae
Product: fish-egg lectin-like
Exons: 4
Coding region: 33-794 (253 amino acids)
Source: RefSeq, a predicted model, not a curated record